Amoebophrya sp. A120 is the source of this 3291-nucleotide messenger RNA. The record is from the annotation of a GenBank genome assembly. NCBI's taxonomy places the organism in Eukaryota, Dinophyceae, Syndiniales, Amoebophryaceae.
CUCCAGGACCUCAUCAGUAAUGACUUUCUUCGACAGCACGGGUUCUCUAUUAGCAAUUGGUGAAUGAAUCUUCCUGAGUCAAAAUCUACCUCUAUCUCAAGAUCCGUGUAUUUUUCUAGUACUUUACCCGGGAAUUUUGCACAGUUCACGACACCCCCAGAAUUUUUCCUCUCCCAACGACUCAAAACAUUUGGAUAAUACUUUUACAUUCCCCCGAAAAGCAAAACAUGACCCCACCGCCGACCGUUACCGCAUCGCUUCCCAGCGUGGAGGCGACCGAGGCCCUCGGCGCGCUCCUGGCCGCCAAGUCCCGGAAAGGCGACAUUUUCUUUCUCCACGGCGAGCUCGGGGCGGGCAAGACCGCGCUGUCGCGAGGCUUUCUCCGGUACUUUUUCCAGAACGCGCAGCUCGACGUGCCCAGUCCGACGUAUUUGUUGCACUUCGUGUACCAACAGGACGCUCCGGAAGAAGGAAAAAAGUUGACGGAGGAGGAGGUGGUGGGAACAACGCCAAAAGACCACUCUAUGUCUACGCACCCUUCAGACGACACGAAGGAGAUCUUGAAGAAAACUUCGGCAACUACUGCCCGUACAAGCGACAGCACGAUGGACCACCUCCAGCAAGAACAACUACCGCCCACGAGGCCGACGCAGGAGCGGCCUUCCCAACAACAUCCAGAGAAGAAGAUCGUCUUCAAAGCGUCCCGGUUCGCGCACAUUCCGAACUGCUCGGUCCAUCACCUGGACCCCUACCGGCUGCCGGCGGGCAGGAUCGCGGGACUGGUGGACUUUGAGAAAAUUUUCCGCGAGGACGUCUGCCUGAUCGAGUGGCCGGAGCGGCUCGGGACGGCGAUCAAAGUGCCCCACGAGCGCGUGCUGCACGUCUACCUGUCCGGCGUCGGCGUGCAGGCUGAGGCACGGGAGGCGAGGUUGGUGCCGGAGAGUGUGGACAAGGAUAAGAAUCUUUUGUCCUCGAACGAUGUUGCGUGGGACGCGCGACUGAAGGACUUUGCGCUGGCGUCGGCCGCGGAGGGAGCGCAGCAGCGGUACCACGUGAGCCCGUCGCUGCUGAGUGAGUUCUUCAUCGGGAAAGCGUUGGGCGGUGGGAGCAGUUCUUCCUGCACCGAUUAUAUGACGAAUAACGACACGGAGUCCACGGUAGACCAGAGCCCACAGAGCAGCGAACAAGAUAAUGCUGACUGCAGUGUCGACAAGGAACGUGAAAAUCGUGCAAAGGUGGAAAGUUGUAAGCUCGGUAAGAAGAUUGACACGUACCGGACACUCCCUCCUGAGGAUGUCGUCGUUCUCGGAAUCGAGUCGAGCUGCGACGACACGGGCUGCGCGAUCGUGACGGCGGACGGGAAAAUCCUCGGCGAGUGCGUCGCGUCCCAGGCCGGCAUCCACGAGAUGUGGGGGGGCGUGAAGCCGGACGCGGCACAGGAGGCGCACAAGAAGGCCAUUCACGAAACCGUGAGCACCUGCAUCGAUUUGGCGAAGCAGAACAGCAAUGGCAGGUUCAAGAGCCUCCAGGAGAGCAUCACCGCGGUCGCCGUGACCGUCGGCCCGGGGCUGAGUCUGUGCCUUUCGGUUGGGGUGGAAAAGGCGGUCCGGCUCGCCGCGGAAUUGCAGAAGCCGCUCCUCCGCAUCCACCACAUGGAGGCACACGCGAUGGUCACGCGGAUGCCCAUGAAGGCGGACCAAGUUAUCCCGGAUUUUCCGUAUACACGUCGUUUUUUCGUGUUUUAAUGUUCCCCUCGUAACUGUGCUGACCGAUCGCAGUUUUUACUUUCGUACUAUUUCUGCACUCACGUGCAUCACCUGCAGGUUACACUAUGCAGCAUUUUAUUUGCGAACGAAAUCAAAUAUAAUGAUGUUGUCUCCAAACUUCUCUUCGCAGGUACCUGACCCUGUUAGUUUCGGGCGGCCACAACAUGGUGGUGCUCACCGAGGGCCUGGGUAAACACCGCAUUCUCGGAUCCACACUGGACGACUCGGUGGGCGAAGCGUUUGACAAGACCAGCCGGCUACUCGGGAUCACGAAAAUUCCCGGCGGACCGCAUUUGGAGAGAAUGGCGAAGGAGGGCGAUGACAAAAAGUUUUUCCUACCAAAGCCAUUGUGCAACAGCCGCGACGUCGGGCUCAAGAAGGGAUGCGAUUUCAGCUACUCUGGGUUAAAAACCGGGGUCAAGGCGCUCAUCGAAAAACACUGUCCGCUGGACAGCACGGUCGUGGCGACGAAUGCGACAACGGAGGGUGCGGGGAAAGAUAAAGAGGAAGGAAAGAAACCAGCUGCGGAAAUACAAACCGAAGAAGAUCCCGUAAAGCAGCAGGCGCGGAAGGACAUUGCCGCGGUGUUCCAAAAAGUUGCCGUCGCGCACCUCGUGGAGCGCACCGACCGCGCGAUCGUCCGCGCGCAGGAACAUUUAGAUGCGACCGUGAACAACAACCCGGACAACUGCGCGGAAGAAUCGAAAAAAAAAGUGAAGACGCUCGUGGUCGCGGGCGGCGUGGCGGCCAACGGGCUGGUUCGCGCGGAGAUCUCGAAGUUAGCGAAGGAACGGGGGUUGGAGAUUUUGAUUCCCCCGCCCAAGUACUGCGUGGACAAUGGCGUGAUGGUGGCGUGGACUGGCGUGGAGCGGUUACUGCAGGGGCUCUACGACGACCCGCCGAGCAAGGCGGAAAACGCGCACUACUUUUUCGAGACGCGACCGCGGUGGCCACUGGGCGAACGGGACGGGAAAAGCAAUAACUUCAAGGAGCGGAUCUCGAAGGAGAUGAAACAGAAGGCGGCGGCGGAUGCGGCGAAGCAUCAGUCUUCGGGAUCGGCGACGAACAAGCGUGCGGCGGAAGAUGAGAACGCGACAGAGGCUGAGCUCAGCAAGCGAGCGCAGAAGCGGCUGAAGAAAGCGGAAUAUCUGGCCGAGCGGAAGCAAGCUGGUAAUUUUGCGGGAGAAGCAGAAGCGGCUGACGCGGGAGCGGAUGACGGUGGCAAGCAAUGAGGCUGGUUUGGCUUUGGUUCUGUCAGAAGGAAUUCUGGUUCUCAUUCUCUAUUGUGGUGAGAGCGAAGGACGACAAAACUUUUUUCAUUUUGAAAAUCUGGGGAACGAACCUAAACGAGAAUCAUUCAGCUUCUGGUGAUUGUCUUUUGCGCGACGCGUUCACACUUUAUUUCAGAGAAUUAUCUAGAAGUAUUGGCCGAACUUUCUUCAAUCCGAUAAUGCUCGUUUCAUUGUGUGAUCAUGUGCGGAGUUGCAACGCGUCGCACAUGUGCAUCGACGGAGUCGUAAGUGUG